UUUGACACAGAAUAAAUAAAAUGAUGCAUGUCAAAUAUCGACAACUCCAAUAGUGUAUGAGUACAUAUGACUGUCAGGUUAGUGGAUGUUUUGAUCAUUUACUUUUCUUUUCAUAAAUGGGAUUUGGAAAAAAAAACAACCAAUUGGUUUAUUUUGAAAUAUUAUUUUUUAAUAUAUAUAUUUCCUGUUGCAAAAAUUUUAAUCACCACUCAGAAGAACAAAACAGACAUAUUUUUUUUAACAUAAAUCCUGACGUGUUAAGUGUUCAUUUAAAAACACAUUGAUCCGUAAUAAAAGCGCUCUGUUUCAAUUGUAGUGUUUGUAUUUCAAAAUAGAAUUCACCAAACUGACUGUGGCUGUGUCAAUGAUUGACACGUCAUUACAACGCUGACAGCCAAUGGGCAGCAGACCCCGCCUCCACAAUUUAAAGUGUCCAAUAGGAGGAGUGACAGGAAGUCUGACCUAAAGGGUGUUUCAUAAGGAAAUGGCGGUGGGAACCAUUUCUGUGUAACACCAAACAAAAGGAGGCUUUUAAAACACAUUUCCGUCGAGAAAAACAAAGUGGCCAACGAAGAAGGUGACAACAACUUCCACCCACGGACUCGCUUUGCACGAUCGAGGUCCCAGAAUGCUCUCUGCACUGCUGACACAUCCAACACCUUGGAACACAAAAACCUGCUGAUGAACUUUAACAACCUGGAAGAAAUCCUCGCUGAUGAACUUCCUGUUCCUGAUGCACCUGAUGCCAUGGAGAGGACUGCUGUCAGGCUGCGGUGUCUGGUGCAGCAGCUGGAGCGAGGGCAAGCAUCCAUGGUGGACUUGAAGAACAAUCUAGAAAAUGCAGCUUCAGUCCUAGAAAGUUUGUACUUUCAGGAAAACAGACGUUUGUCGGAGCAAGAGGACGAGCUGAGUGAGAUCCAAUCAGAGACAGUUCCAUCAGAGGUCCGUGAUUGGCUGGCGUCCACGUUCACGCGGCAGAGGCGUCGCUUGCUGCGGCGAUUUGAGGACAAACCUCGCUUCCGCAGCAUCGUGUACGCUGUGCAGGCGGGCAUCUUUGUGGACAGGAUGUACAGAAGAUCGUCCAACAUGGUGGACCUGAACUACCCUCCAGAGGUCAUCACUGUACUCAAACAUGUGGACAGCUGGUCCUUUGACGUGUUUGCCCUGAAUGCUGCCAGUGGAGAUCACGCUCUGAAGUUCAUCUUCUAUGAGCUUCUCACCAGAUAUGACUUGAUCACCCGCUUCAAGGUUCCUGUGUCAGCUGUGAUAUCGUUUGCUGAGUCACUGGAGGUGGGCUACAGCAAGAACAACAACCCGUAUCACAACCUGACUCAUGCUGCUGACGUCACACAGACCAUCCACUACCUGCUGCUCCACACUGGCAUGUUGCACUGGCUAACCGAGCUGGAGAUAUUUUCCAUCCUGUUUGCAGCAGCCAUCCAUGACUACGAACACACCGGAACCACUAACAACUUCCAUAUCCAGACCAGGUCUGAGACGGCCAUGUUGUACAACGACAGAGCAGUGCUGGAGAAUCACCACGUGAGCGCUGCUUACCGCCUCCUGCAGGACAAUGAUGACAUGAACAUCCUGGUCCACUUCUCCACUGAGGACUGGAGGGAAUUACGUAACCUGGUGGUGGAGAUGGUGCUGGCCACCGACAUGUCUUGUCACUUCCAGCAGAUUAAAGCCAUGAAGAAUGCACUCCAGCAGCCCGAGGUGAUCGACAAACCCAAGGCCUUAUCGCUGCUGCUGCACACCGCUGAUAUCAGCCACCCCGCCAAGUGCUGGGACCUCCACCACCGCUGGACCACCUCCCUCCUGGAGGAGUUCUUCAUUCAAGGCGAUAAAGAAGCAGAGUUGGGGCUUCCUUUCUCGCCUCUUUGUGACCGAAAGUCCACCAUGGUGGCUCAGUCUCAGAUUGGCUUCAUCGACUUCAUCGUGGAGCCCACCUUCAGCGUGCUGAGCGACAUGAUCGAGAGCAUCGUCACGCCGCUCAUCCAGGACGCCGCUCGCUUGGGAUUGGCCGACAUCCGGCGCUACAGCGUCGGCGAUGACACCAAGUGGUCUGGCGGGAAAAGUGCGGUCUCAGAGAACAGCUGCCGUCUGACCAACGUCGACUUCAGGAGCUUCAAGGUCACCUGGAACAUGCAGAUCCAUGGCAACCGAGAAGCUUGGAAGAUGCAGGCAGACACAGGGCCUGAAGGAGAAGAAGAGAGCCAUCCAGUGCGUUCCUACCAAAGACCAAGUUACUGCAUCAGAUACUACAGGUCAAAGGUCAGCAAGACUCAGGCCAUCCAUGCAAGAGAAAAAGCGAAAAGACUGCAGAGCAUUUCUUUGCGCCAUAGAAAGACUUCCUAAGCUAGGGAAUAUGAUAUAUAUCUAGUACUAUAUACCGUAUCUACACCAGUACUACUUAUCUAGUACCAUAUACCAUAUUUAUACUCUAUACCAGUACUACUUAUCUAGUACCAUAUACCAUAUUUAUACUCUAUACCAGUACUACUUAUCUAGUACCAUAUACCAUAUUUAUACUCUAUACCAGUACUACUUAUCUAGUACCAUAUGC
Messenger RNA from Nerophis ophidion (straightnose pipefish), 2569 nucleotides. RefSeq names its product dual specificity calcium/calmodulin-dependent 3',5'-cyclic nucleotide phosphodiesterase 1C-like. Gene Ontology annotation, molecular function: 3',5'-cyclic-nucleotide phosphodiesterase activity. The record is from RefSeq and is a predicted model, not a curated record. NCBI's taxonomy places the organism in Eukaryota, Metazoa, Chordata, Actinopteri, Syngnathiformes, Syngnathidae. The transcript has 16 exons. Gene Ontology annotation, biological process: signal transduction. The coding region runs from base 682 to 2361 and encodes 559 amino acids.